Messenger RNA from Helobdella robusta, 417 nucleotides. RefSeq lists its product as hypothetical. Lineage: Eukaryota; Metazoa; Annelida; Clitellata; Rhynchobdellida; Glossiphoniidae. The transcript has 6 exons. The record is from RefSeq and is a predicted model, not a curated record. The coding region runs from base 1 to 417 and encodes 138 amino acids.
AUGGCAUGUGUGCAUAUGACAGACCAGGAAAUCACAGCAACAGAACAACUCAUAACAACAACACAACUCGCGACAACAACAAAAACGACACAAUUCAACAACGACACAACUCACAACAACACAGCUCACAACAAUAACAACAACACAACUCACAACAAAAAGAACAACACAACUCACAACAACAACACAACACACAGGCAUCAAGACAUUGGCUGUCACGGUGGCGUGAGAUGUGGAGUAAUCAUAUUUGAUGAGGAGGAGGAGGAGGAAGAUGAGGAGGAAUUGAAGAGCCCCACCAUCAACAACUACGUUGAACAUAAACAAGCGAGUUUUCCACUGAAUUCUCGCUGGCACACUCAAAUCUCGCAGCAAAUCUCGUUACGAAAGCGACCUGUGUUGUCAUCCAUCAAGAGAUGA